Messenger RNA from Mitosporidium daphniae, 528 nucleotides. RefSeq lists its product as uncharacterized. The coding region runs from base 1 to 528 and encodes 175 amino acids. The record is from RefSeq and is a predicted model, not a curated record. NCBI's taxonomy places the organism in Eukaryota, Fungi, Microsporidia. The transcript is spliced from 2 exons.
AUGAAGAUUCUUUUAUUUGUGUUUCUGUUUCUAUUGUUGGCUGCGUUAGGUUUCUGCUUUUUUGAAGAAAGCGUUUUGGAGGAUAGCUCGUUUCCAUCUCUUUUCGCGACAGAAGGAGACUAUGACGGCGAUGAAAGCGAAAAUUAUGAUGACGAUGGUGAUGGUGGUGAUGAUGAUGAGUACUCAUUAACUCUUCAAGUAUCGUCCAUUAAUCCCCUCAGUGAGCCCGAAGGUUCCUCGGACGCAGUGAUAGCCGCAAAUAGAGACUCUUUUGGGACGCUUCUUUCGCUUCUAAAAUCCCAAGUGUCCAACUCUGACCCCAAUGCCAAGUAUAAAUUUGGCCGCGUCAUAGGAAAGGGCUCCAAAGGUGUCGUGAUGGAGGCCACUAAUCGCUUUGCCGGUCAAAAGGUUGCAUUCACUGGUGAUUUUAUUUCGCUUUUCCUGUUGUUUUCAUCAUCUAAUCCAAUUGGUCCAACAGCUGGUGGACGGAGAGACACUUCGCACGGUCCCUCCACAUUUGGUCUCUGA